AUGGCGGUUGCAUCUCAGCUAACCCAGUUCUCUAGCAAAAAGAAAGGGAGCUCUAAGGAACCGUUCGGAAUCACUAUGGCGGGUAAAUCCAUUUACUUGCUCACCAACCCGAAAGAUGUAGCGGAGGUCUAUCGCCACGAGGAUACCCUGUCCAGAGACAUGGUGGUAAAGGAUUUGUAUUCACGCACUGGAAUCUCGAUGGCAAAGGUCGAGCGACUCUUGGUUGCCAAUUCAGAAUCGCCGCAUAACAAGGGACUGCCGCGUCCUCUCCACUAUGUUGAUAUUGCGAUGGAAUAUUUUCGUCGGGAGCUGUCACCGGGGGAGCCGCUUGAUCGCUUUGUUGACGAGGCCGCUCUUCCAGCAAUUCUAAAGGCAUUCGAUUUUGGUCGUACCCACGCCCAUUCGGCAAUUCUGCACAACAAUGGCGACUCUCUCGUGGUCUCGUUGGAGCAUCUUUGUAUUGAAGCUCUUAUCAAUGGCGUGAUAGACACCUACUACGGUCCCAGUCUCCGGAAAGUGAAUCCCGAUUUCGUGCACUCCUUUAUGAUGUGGGAGCGGGUGAACUGGAAGUACAUCUUCCAGCUGCCGGGCUUCCUCAGUAAGGAUAUGUUGGAUGCAAAAAGUGACUUGGUCGAUACAUUUGUCACUUACUUCGAAAUGGACCGUGCCGAACGGGGUUGCGGUAACUUCUUUGUAGACUCCGUGGAAGAUACGCUUCGGGAGGCAGGAAUGGGAAAUGAGGAGGUUGGAAGAAUAUUCUUCCUGCACUCUUGGGCGAUUCUAGGCAACAUGCAGAAGGCCGCCUUCUGGAUCAUUGCACAUCUGAUGUACGACCCGAACUUACUUGAAGCAAUCCGCGCCGAGAUUCUCCCGGCCGUAGAAGGGGGAGAGGUCAAUCACCAGUAUCUUGUCAAAGACUGCCCGUUGCUUGACUCGCUUUAUGCAGACAUUCUUCGCGCUACAAUGAGCAGUCCUAUGGUGCGCGACGUAAUGGAAACCACCACGAUAGCAGGAAAGAAGCUGCGGAAGGGAAACCGGAUCAUGAUAUCAUAUCGUCAGCUGCAUCUGAACACUGAUGUUUGGGGAACAACUCCCGAAUUGGUGCAGCCUGAUCGAUUUUUGCGGGAUAAAAGCCUCAAGACAAACAAUAGCUACCGACCAUGGGGAGGCGGCAGCACGCUCUGUCCGGGUAGAUUUUUUGCAAAGAAGGCAAUAUUUACCUUUGUCGCCGUGUUGCUGGGUCGUUACCCGACUAUUCGCAUCGACGAAGUGACGGUGGGAGGCAAAAAAGGAGGCAGUAAACCAGCAUUCCCGCGUGCAGAUUUCUCUAAGCCAAUCCCGGGAAUUGUGCCCCCGAUUAUGGGUGAUGAUAUCAGGUUGGUGCUUCGUUAA
Talaromyces proteolyticus is the source of this 1392-nucleotide messenger RNA. Its product is annotated as putative cytochrome P450. The coding region runs from base 1 to 1392 and encodes 463 amino acids. The transcript has 3 exons. Gene Ontology annotation, molecular function: iron ion binding; steroid hydroxylase activity; heme binding. NCBI's taxonomy places the organism in Eukaryota, Fungi, Ascomycota, Eurotiomycetes, Eurotiales, Trichocomaceae. The record is from RefSeq and is a predicted model, not a curated record.